Ostertagia ostertagi is the source of this 417-nucleotide messenger RNA. The record is from the annotation of a GenBank genome assembly. NCBI's taxonomy places the organism in Eukaryota, Metazoa, Nematoda, Chromadorea, Rhabditida, Trichostrongylidae.
AUGUCGCUGUGUUCGAAGCAGUGUGCACUGAUUGCCGCCAAACAGCGUGAGUUCCAGAAUCGAGGACGACGACAGAUCCACUUGAUUCGCACUUUCAUCAACAGUGUUUAUUUUGAAUUUGAGGAUUUGAAGCGUGCGCUGCAGAGAUCAAAAGAGGAUAUGGAAAUGGCUGAAGAAGAUCUGAAGAAAGGCGAAACUAUGUUUCGAAAGAGAGCCGCUAAGAAGGCCACUGAAAAAUACGAGGCUGAUCUAAAAGCGCUGGAGAAUUUUUUAACGGUGACGUUGCCGGAGCAGAAAACAGAACACUUGAAGGAAAUCGAGGCGAUGAUGUCAGAGAUUCAGUCUUACCAUGAAUGGAUGGCGUCGUAUUGUCGUCCGUUUGCCAACUACAAAGUGCCACGGCCGCCGAAUCUCUAA